UUUUCAGAUAUCAGCACUCAGCCUUCCCUCUGAGAAGCCAUUAGCCUUCGUUCUUUCAUUUGACUAAACAUUAAAGAUCUGCGCUCAGGUCAAAGUCCUGUAUCCACAACUACUCUGUCAGAAGGCUACAGACACGGAGACGAGCUAGAUAGGAGCGUCAGUCCUCUUGAGUUCUCCCUGCUACAGUGACAUGGAGCCUACAGCACUGCAUGUACUCUGCCUUGCCUCUGUAUUCACACUGACAACACAAGAGCUGGUGGGCUUGAGGGUGAGUCCCAAGAUCACGGCAGAGUGCGGCAAGCAGGUGACGCUGCAGUGCAACGUGUCCUCAUCUCUAAAUGGACUAUCAGUCAAACAUAUGGAGUGGUCCUACAGGAAAAUGCACUUAUGUUCUGUGAACAGUGAAGGGAACAUUUCAUACAGCAGAGAUACAGAUAAGAUCUGGGACUUCUACUGCGAGUACGAAGAAGGACAGUUGUCUCUCGUCUUUCGAACAGCACAGCCGGAUCUCCAAAAUGAAUACAGGUGCAAGCUGCAAUCCAACAAGGGUGCUCCGCAUAAAUACACCACUGUGGAGUUAGAAGAAUGUGAUGGGACUGUGAGCGGCGUUUUAACAAGUGAUGGUCCCUCUUGUACCUUCAACCAUGUCCACCCAGACAGAGAUGUGCACUGGUUUCUUGGCUCCAAGAAUCUCUCCGAUGGGUCUGCAAAUCACAAUACCACUAAAAGUGUAGAGAAGGGGGGAUGGAUCACGAUCCACAGUGACCUGGAGUGGAAAGAAGGUUCAGAUGAGCCCUUCAACUGUUCCUUGAAGAGCACCAAAUCUGGAAGAUACACUGCAAGUACAUUGAUUCAGAAGGCAGCGCUCAAAAGCCUAAAGGCCACAAAUGGUGUCAGACCGCAGGAAUCCAUGGCGGCAUUUCUGUGUGUAUCACUCUUGUUCGCUGUCAUGCUGUCAUAGCAGUGAGGUACUGACAUUCAGGACAAAGAGCUCUCAGUAAAGUCAAUCAUCUUGCAUGGUCCAUAGAUGCAGUACUCUUCCUUUUAAUCCCCGGCAGAGUGUUGAGAGGUGAUAACAAGGGAGUCGAUAAGCAUUACACUGUAAACAAGGAAAGAGACUUUGUUUUAUUACGAUGGAGUCAAAGAUGAGGAAACGGGACAUAACACAUUCAUUAACAAUACCCACACACAGUCUGGUUUCCAGGACUACAAAAGGAUAUUACAUUGACUUACAUUCAUUUAUUGGAGACUUACUCAAACCUUAACCAGAACUUUCAGCUAGCAGUGUCUUCAGCUAUAAAUCUUCUAUCCAUAGAUUAUUUUAAGCAAUUUUAAGGAAAUCUGAAAAACAAAUAUCAGAUGACAAGCGAGUCCACCAUGUGUCUACGGCACAGUUUCGUGUGUGAAUCUGGAUUUAGACCUUCAUGUUCAUGCAACAACUCUUGGGUUUUUGGGAAGAUGCUGCCCUCUAGUGAGCAAGUUGUGAUGAGCAAUAUGUGCAGCUGGGUGUAAAUGUGCAAAUACUGUAUAUCUGUUUCAUUUCGUGUUCAGCUUGAUGGGGAAGUGAGUGAGCUGUUUGCAGCAGACACAGGUGUGGAGACAGGUACACGUCGUUGUUUUUUCUCCUUUCUCCUAUGUUCAGCUCGACCUCUGUCUCUCAUUGCCCUGUGAAUCACAAGAGAGAAGGCAGGCAAAUGAUACAAGCAAAUGAUGCAUGAGUUGAACUCAUUGACUAAUACUGUAUAUAAAACUAACUUUCAGUCCAAUUAUUUGCACAGUAUAUUGUAUGUUGUUGAUAAAAUGUGAGCAAUCGGACGUACACUAUGAUCACAAAACGAAAUGAUUUCACAAAAUGGCUGGAUUUUCUUUUUUCUAAAUAAUGACCUGCAUUUGCUUCAGGGGCAGCUGUUUGUUUGUGUUUCAACUUUUGACCCUCGGGGGGCAGUUGUGUUUUAUUAUACUGGUGGUUUCUUUCACAUAUGUUCAACAAACAGAGGAACAAAUGAUUAUUGUGAAUCUCUAAGUUAGAAAUAUGCAAAUGCUGUGUUUGUCGUCUGUUUUGUUUAUUUUUUUACUUGGGAAUCAUAAAUGAUGUUUACAAAAAGAUUUCUGCUGUUUUCAGAAUGGAGCUUUCAGAGGGAAAUAAAGACCAUUUGUCGAUA
Messenger RNA from Solea senegalensis (Senegalese sole), 2162 nucleotides. RefSeq lists its product as uncharacterized. The transcript is spliced from 4 exons. The record is from RefSeq and is a predicted model, not a curated record. Gene Ontology annotation, cellular component: external side of plasma membrane. NCBI's taxonomy places the organism in Eukaryota, Metazoa, Chordata, Actinopteri, Pleuronectiformes, Soleidae. Gene Ontology annotation, biological process: cell surface receptor signaling pathway; negative regulation of T cell proliferation; cellular response to lipopolysaccharide. The coding region runs from base 191 to 961 and encodes 256 amino acids.